AAAUUUCUAAGCUUAGAGGGUUAAAAUGUCUCUUACGGUUCACAAGACGAGUGAGAAGUACAAGGAGCUGAAAUUUCCAGUGGUGUUGAAUGGUAAAAAUUACCUUUUGUGGAAGAGAACCACAACGAAUGUGUUAGGGGGAAGAAAGCUCACGAAACACAUAGAGGUUACCUUUGAAGAGUUGAAAGCAAUUGAUGAGAACUUGGAUAAAGACACUUGGAAACAAGAUGAUUUGAACGUCCUAAGUGCUUUACAUUGCUCACUUGAGGCUUCAAUCUUAGAAGGAUACUCAUAUUGCGAAACAUCUAAAGAGCUAUGGGAUACUCUUAUGAAUGUGUUCGGAAAUGAAUCAAACUUGACUCGGGUCUAUGAGAUCAAGAAGGCUCUAGGGAGUCUAUUCCAAGAUGAAAGUGAUUUCAAUACUCACUUUGGGAAGUAUAGAUCACUUGUAGCUGAGCUGGAAAUGCUACGACCAUUCACCACGGAGGCAAAGACACUUAAAGAUCGAAGAGAGCAAGAUCUUGUCUUUGGGUUAAUGAUGACGCUGAACUCGACAUACAAGGACGUGAUUCAACAUAUCUUGAGAGAUGACAAAGUACCAACCUUGGAGCAAGUAUGUUCAAAGAUACAAAGGGAGUAUGGUUCUCAAGGUCUUUUUGGCAACAAAGAGGAGAACCUACCUACGGCAAACAAAGUUGGGACAGUGAAACAAGGUGACAAGAAACUGUUGGUUUGCGAUCAUUGUAAGAAAAAAGGUCACUUGAAGGAUAAAUGAUGGCUUCUUCAUCCCCAUUUAAAACCGGAAAAAUUCAAGAACUUCAAGCCAAAUGCGAAUGCGGUUAAUGGAAGUGAUGGUGGGUCAGAGAAUGAAGAAAGAGCUAUGGUUCAGUACGGGCAAGAGAAAGCGAUGCAGGCCAUUACACAAGGCAAGAGUGGCGCAUCUACCUCACAAGCUCAGGAGACUAUUGUCAUGAACAAGGCUGACCUCGAGUCUCUCCUCCAAUCCAUUGCAUCUAAAUUACACACUGGCGGAUAUUGAGAGUGGAAAAGUGUUUGGGCAAGGAAGCACCAAGGAUGACUUAUAUGUGUUUCAAGACAUCUCUUUAAAUUCUGUUUCUAAGAAUAAUGUUUCUUCUAUCUUUGCAAACUCUGUUAAAACAUCGGUUGUAUUGUGGCAUGAGAGACUAGGCCAUCCACAUUCUCGAGCUUUAAGUUUAUUAAUGCCUGGUUUUUCUUA
Messenger RNA from Arabidopsis lyrata subsp. lyrata, 1237 nucleotides. RefSeq lists its product as uncharacterized. The transcript is spliced from 2 exons. The coding region runs from base 26 to 775 and encodes 249 amino acids. The record is from RefSeq and is a predicted model, not a curated record. Lineage: Eukaryota; Viridiplantae; Streptophyta; Magnoliopsida; Brassicales; Brassicaceae.